AUAAAAUAUAAUAUGAAAUGUUUAGGCAAAAUGUAUAAAGUUAGAAUUGAUAAGUAUCUUUAAACUGAAUCGGACAUUCGGAGGCAGAGCCCUUCACUGCAGAACCAAUCAGAUGUUGAGGCUGAGUUUUGGAAGCUGAAUCAUCAGUACAAAGGUCGGCGUGCGCGAGCUUUUCCAAAGAUCAGUCAGCGAGAGCACGGGGACGCGCGCCAUAUGGAUCACUGGUUUCUGUAGCCUUCAUGAAAGCCAGAGAUAUGAGCAGCGAAACAGAGGGGGAAAAUCCAGAUCAAACAAACUGCAAAUGUAAAUCAAAUACUCUGGUGUCCUCGUACUGCAUCGACAGUAUUCUAGGAAGGAAAAGUCCCUCAAAAGUUAAAGCAACACCAAACAGUUUGUGGCCCCUUCAACCAGACAUGCACCUGCCUCCGAAGCUCCGCCGCCCCUUCGCCCCGCUGACGGACUCCUCCAUUCACACAGACCAGACUGAAGCAGGGGGUCCAAAACUGCUACACACCGCUUGUGCAAAAUUACAAAUUACAGAGGCCUCGCUUGUAAACACCAGUCGUGCUAUAUUGUAUCAGGAAAACGCUUCUUUACAUUCAUGUAGAGACACAUCUUGUCCCACGCCAAGACCAGAGGAGAAAGAAACCGACAAUGAAAGACUAUGUAGAGAGACAACCGUGUCUCCGGGUCUGAAGGGACUGCGAGAACCAGAGGGAUAUUUAAAGAACAGUGAGGAAACUACUUUAUCAGCGGGAAGUGACGCUGAAGAUGGGAUGUUAAAACGAAAACAGAGGAGAUACCGGACCACAUUUACCGGCUAUCAGCUUGAGGAGCUGGAAAGAGCUUUUCAAAAGACUCAUUAUCCAGAUGUUUUCACAAGGGAGGAAUUAGCAAUGAGACUUGAUCUUACAGAAGCACGGGUGCAAGUCUGGUUCCAGAAUCGACGUGCAAAAUGGAGGAAAAGGGAAAAGGCGGGGGUCCAGUCACACACUCUGAGUCUACACUAUCCUGGAACCCCCCCUACUGCACAGUCCUUGUGUCAUUACCUGAGUGGGAAUCCUUUUGUCCCAAACCCACAUCCAGCUAUUGAUUCAUCUUGGCCUGCUCCACUCCAAAGACUGGCUCAGCCUCCCCCAAACCCUGCCUCCCCUCUUGGCUUCAGUGCUCUGUUAGGGGCGGCCAUGUUUAGACAUCCCGCUUUCAUUAACCCCACUUUUGGAAGACUUUUUACAAGCAUAGGUCCAGUGGCACUGCAAAGGAUACCCCUUCCUGCCAUCGAGGGUCCAGUUCAACGCUCCCACCUCACCAACAACCUUCUCUCCUCUUCAUCACCCUUACCUUCUUCUCCAACGGUGGACCUCCGCACUUCCAGCAUAGCAGCACUGCGUCUCAAAGCAAAGGAGCAUUCUGCUCAGCUGACUCACAUCACUGCUGCUGGAAUGACUGGAAAAGAGGAGUGCUAAGACUCACUCUCAGUUGAGAGAUGGCAAAAGACCAAAGUCAAGCGGAAGCACUGAUAUCUGGAGAGUUAGGUGAUUAUUAAUAGAUACAUUAAUACACAAUGUAGUUUUAGUCUCUGGAAGUUGAACUGUAGCAUUCUAAAGCGUUUUUUGUUUGUUUAAUAGUGGUUGUUAAUGAGUGCUGAAUGUUUUUUUUUUCAUUUGUUGAAUGAUCUUUUUAGAUAAUUUCAUCCUGUUUUCAUUAGGAAAUGAAUAAAACAAUACUCAAACAGCUAUAUAUAUAUGAACAAAUUACCAGGACAAGCUGCUUUUAAUAUGUUACACGUCCAACACUUUUAAAGGUUUGUUCUGUAACAGUAAAAGUUAUGUUUUACUCGACAUGUAUUUAUUCUGCAUCAUGCAAUAUUAGGAUUUUUUAUAAGGCAGCACUUUCUGUGUUCACAGAAUAGUACUAAAAUAGUUUAGGUUAUGUUGCCAUGCAUUACCAUGAGUUUAUUAUAUGUUUUUAAACCUAGGAGACACCAUUCAGGGAAAUAAACAAAAUAUCCGUAUGCUUCUCUUGAUGAAUUAGGCAGGGAAAAUAAAAUAAUGUGAAAUGAAAAAACAUAAACGUUUUGUGUUGUCUUAAAAUUCCUUCUGUAUUUAAUG
Molecule: messenger RNA, 2111 nt
Organism: Carassius carassius (crucian carp)
Lineage: Eukaryota; Metazoa; Chordata; Actinopteri; Cypriniformes; Cyprinidae
Gene: arxb
Product: aristaless related homeobox b
Exons: 5
Coding region: 240-1466 (408 amino acids)
Biological process (GO): regulation of transcription by RNA polymerase II
Molecular function (GO): RNA polymerase II transcription regulatory region sequence-specific DNA binding; DNA-binding transcription factor activity, RNA polymerase II-specific
Source: RefSeq, a predicted model, not a curated record